Messenger RNA from Teleopsis dalmanni, 2032 nucleotides. RefSeq names its product zinc carboxypeptidase. The record is from RefSeq and is a predicted model, not a curated record. Gene Ontology annotation, molecular function: zinc ion binding; metallocarboxypeptidase activity. The transcript has 2 exons. NCBI's taxonomy places the organism in Eukaryota, Metazoa, Arthropoda, Insecta, Diptera, Diopsidae. The coding region runs from base 382 to 1731 and encodes 449 amino acids. Gene Ontology annotation, biological process: proteolysis.
GAAUCAGAUACAAAUGUGCAGAAAUUCCCAAAGACGAUGAACAUAUGCACGACAUUCGAAAGUGGUGAACUCACCACACACCUAACACAUGGAAAACACACCAAAGUAUUUUGAUAAGAAAAAACAGCAAACAAAGAAACCAAACAACGCUAACAAAAGUCUUUGCUCACAAAAUUUGAUUGCAGCUCAUACUAAAAAUAAAUAAAAAGAGCGAAAAAUAACAAAACCAUUUGCUUAAUUAUAUUCACACUGAUAUUUUCAUAAAUAAUAUAUAUUGAAAUCAGUUUGUGCGUGUAUAUAUUUUACACGUACUCGUUUUGGUGUGUAUUUAGAUACAUUUUUUAUAGCCGGCAAACGACAUACGGUAAAUCGUGUAGAAAAAUGUUGGCCCGCUCGUCGCUGUUUCUGAGUCUAGUGCUCAUAACGCUUACGGCACUGGCAGCGAUAGCAACAGUUAGUGGUUCGAUGGAGUUCUGUACGAAAGAAGAUAAAGAGCAUUGCAGCUUAGAACCUCACAGCGAUCGCGCUCGUUAUGAUUUUUAUCGCAUUUACAAUGUUGAGAUCAGCACUGACGAACAGAUCGAUAUAUUUCAAAAACUGGAAAAUCAAUGUGAUAGCCUAACGUUCAUUGGACAUGCUCGCGAAAUUGGCCAAAAGUUAUCCAUACUAGUAGCGGCGCAUAAGGUAGCUGACUUCGCCGAUUUAUUGAAGACAUAUGGCGUCGCCCACAGAGUUUUGACCUAUAACUUUCAAGAAAAAAUUGAUAAAAAUAUGCGUGAAGUCCUUCCUAUCGAUACGGAACCAUCCAAAUUUGGUUGGAGACAUUAUUAUCAUUUGGAAACAAUUUACGGUUGGAUGGAACAAAUGGUCGAAAAAUAUCCAAAUGAUUUGACAUUACUCAAUAUGGGUAAAAGUACACAGGAUGUACCUAUAAAAGGGCUGAAGUUAUCGCGCAACGCAAAUAACAAAGCUAUUUUUAUUGAAAGCGGUAUACAUGCACGUGAAUGGAUCGCGCCAGCUACUGCUACCUACAUCAUUAACGAGUUGUUAACAUCAACAGAUCUGAGUAUACGAAAACUGGCUAAUAACUACAAUUGGAUUGUGUUUCCUAGUGUUAAUCCUGAUGGUUACAAAUACACAUUCGAACAUGAUCGCAUGUGGCGAAAAAAUCGUCAACUGUUUGGUACAUGCCGUGGGGUCGACCUUAACCGCAACUACCCGGAUCAAUGGAAUUCCACUGGUUGCAGCAGUGAUCCAUGUCGUUAUGAUUUUUCUGGAAAUUCAGCUGCUAGUGAAGUUGAAACUAAACGAGUUAUCGAUUAUGUGCAAGCGAAUGUAAAUAAGGAACAAAUCAAAACUUAUAUUGCUUUACAUUCCUACUCCCAAAUGAUUAUGUUUCCGUAUGGCUAUACAAAAGAACGAGUAUCUAACUAUGAUGACUUGCAAGAAUUUGGUGAUAAAGCCGUUGCACGUAUUAAAGAAAUAAGUGGGCGUAUUUAUACAAGCGGUAGUCUGAUUGAAACUAUUUAUCCUUCAAGUGGUGAUAGCAUGGACUGGGCAUACACUGAAGCUGGUAUACCGAUUGCUUAUACUUUUGAAUUACGUGGACCACCUGACAGCGAAGAUUUAUUUAUAUUACCUGCUGAAGAAAUAAUGCCAACAGCUCAAGAAGCAUUCGCCGCUAUACAAACUAUCAUUGAAUCAGCGACAGCAAAAGGAUAUUUUAAUUAAAUUAAAACAUAUAUUAUAAAUAAUCGAUUGGUGAUAGAAAAUUAUUUUUAUAUGAAUCUUUAUACAUAUAUAUAUAUAUAUUUAUAUAUGAACAUAAAUAGAUGCAUGCUUUAAAAUAAUUUUAAACCAUAAGUGCUAAACUCAUUCGAUAAUACAAAGCUAUUAUCUCUCAGAUAAUACACUAGAAGGUAUAGAAAACUAGUUUAAGUAAAAUGAUAAAAUAUGUACAUGUAAACAUAUAGUGCAUAUUAUUAAUACAUUUAUAUGUAAAAAAAUUUAAUAAAAAUAUUUAUAUAUGUCU